UAACGUAAUAAAAUUUCUAAACUAAAAUUAUACUUUUGAAAAUCAUAAAAUUAUAUUAAGAAUAUUAAGCGUCGGCUUCACAGUUAUGGUGUUUUCGAUUUUAUAUGAAUCGUGUGGGACUUAUUGAAAAUUAAUAAAAUUGCGUAGUGCAAAUGUUCUGUUUGAAAAUCAAAAGUUCGAAAAAUAAUUUGUGAAACAACAAAAAAUAGCUGCACUCAUGUUGGAAAAUCAACAACAUGAAAAUAUUAAUGACUUGGAUGAGCACUUCGCCUUAAAUUUAAUGCCUGAUGAUGAGCUAGAGAAUAGCUGUUCUCCAAUAUGGAUGUAUAAUAUAGGUGAAGCCUUUGCUGAUAUUUCUGCAACUGGUCAAUUACCCGAUGGCUAUGCAACAAGUGUAGGUUAUGGACACCGUUUUCGAAAUAGUGAAUUUCUACCACUAUUCACACACUAUCCAAUAAUUAUUUAUCUGCUUAUUCUCGGCAUUAUCAUAACAUUAGCAGGCUUAGCAUUUGCCAUUUAUCGUUUUCGUGCCGGUACACCACUUUACCGUUACAUGAAUUGUGAAAUGAGUGAUGAAUUGAGCAAAUGGUUUUGUAUUUGCUAUGUUUUAGUGGUAAUAAUUUGCGUGAUUUUAAUCAUCGCUACCGCAAUGAUGAUCACUGCUAACCGUAAUAUCCGCAAAGCGAAAGCAGAACGCAGAUGGCGUCUAAAGUUGGCCGAUGAAAGUGUCACUAAGAUCAUAAAAAAAUUAGACGAUAUCAAUCUAACGGAACCCUUGGAGAAUUUCAAACAACUCUCAUUGAAAUUUCAGCACGCCGUAGAAAAUGCAACUCCGCUACCUUUACAUGGAAAUAUGAUUACUAGAGCAAACGAGGACUUUGGGAGCUAUAAAAAUGACAUUGCUGAAUUAUUGGAAAUAUUUUCAGAUUGUAAUGCAUAUUUGUUGCACUUCUUGGAUUCCUGGCGUUACUAUGAUACAAACGCGACGAAAUUUGCAAAGCAUGUAGAUACUAUGGAAAGUCGGUAUGCUUUAGAAUCGGUGCGAAACGUGAGAACUGAUUUUUCUAAUGUCGUAUAUAAGGUCAUCCAACAAAAUCGUGCAUUCUACCAUUAUCAUCAAGGAAUCCACCGUUCAUCUGCAGAGAUGCGUUCUGAACAAGUUUUUGAGAAAGAGGAAACAAAUCUCGAUUUGAUUUUAGAAAAUGUGAAGAAGAAAUUGGGAAAAAUUGGCAAAAGACUCCAAGAGCAUAGCAUUAGAAUGAAGGAAGCUAAGGAAAAUUUACGUGAUGCCCCAAAAGGUGCCGGUUACAUCGAAUUUGCUGAUACACUUUUAGGAUUUGGAAAUUUUAUAUGCAUAAUAAUAUUGUUGAUAGUCUUUCUCUCCCUGCUCUCCAUGCCCCUUUGGUAUUGGGGAAGAUUUUAUUGUUGCAAAUGUGAAUUUGUAGCAAGUGUUUUGCCACUGACCACUACAGCUGUGAUAUUUACAUUUUAUCUACCAUUUGUAUUGGUCAUCGUGUAUUACUUCCUCUACGGGAUGGUGGCAAGAGAUGGUAUUUGUGGCGGGAAGCGCCCUCAGGCCUUGCACCGAUCCAACAUAAUCGACGACUGCCUGAAUGGCACGGCCAUAUUCGAAACUGACGCUUCAGCCGAAUAUAGAAUUGAGACGGGAAAUAUUGAAGCGGUUUUAAGUGAGUUGGAAAAUCUGCCGCAUCGUAUGAAGCGCCGCUCGACGCCAAUCAACGGAAAUCGCACCUCCAAAUUUGAAAUAUUUCACAUCAACAAAACGAUCAUACAAGAUAUCUAUGUGGAGAUGCUAAAAGUAUCAGUUUACGCGCCGAAAAAUAUCGAGCCCUUCGCCACACUCUGGCAAGCCCAUCGGUUGAGCGGCAAUAGAGCUUUACGUGGAUUAAACUGCACACAUGCAAUUGGCAAUACAAUGGUCGUAUCAUUACACGGACAAAUCGCUAACGAAAUGGAUAAAUUGUAUAGAAUGACAUGGCGCAUUGAAUCAUUGCUUCAAGAUUUACCCCACCGACCGCAGGAUCGCACAUCGGAUUCUAACACGAAUUUUAGUAGUGUGUUCGAUUUAUCGAGAAAUUUACGCCGGAUCUUCAAUAAGGAAAGAGAGCAGUUGGAUCGGAGCGUAUAUCGCACGAGUCAUUCAAAUGUUGGUAGCUGUAAGACCGUCGCGCUGCUUUAUAAGACACUGGCCACGGUUGGUUGCGACUGUCUGGUACCAUCAAUGAAUCUCUAUUGGUUUGGUGCACUUGUGGCAGUUUGUCUGAUUUCGCUGCUCCUCCCACUGCUAUUGUGCCAAGAAGAAAUGAUUCGAAGAAAACGGUCAGAUAGUGUACACUUCGCAUAUAUAGACCCAGAUGGUAGAAGACAUUCGCAAACACGAAGCUCUAGUCGGCCAGGUACAUCACAUUCCACACACAACAGUUAUACACCAUAUUCAACACGCACCGGCACUCCGCAAUCGAGCAAACAGGAGGGUUCGCCACAUUCUUUGCGACACUAUUCGCAACAUGAUAUGCGAAACUCUUCGCCAUACUUUGAACGUCGUUCUACACUUUACUCCGAUCAUGUGGAUACACCAUACGCCAGUCACACAAACACACCAUAUUCCACACGAGCAACCACACCGUUUUCUAGUCACCCCGAAACACCAUAUAAUUCGCACCCAGUCUCACCACAUACCAGUCAAUGCGCGACACCGGCGCCCAGUCGCCGUGGCUCAUCACAUUCCAGUUAUUAUGGUACACCGGACAUAAAUAAAAACGCCUCACCUGAAACAUCGCAUUCCACACGCGACAAAAGUAUCGAACGAACUCCCACCAGGGGUACAAGCUUAGCUUUAAAACUUCCACCCGAUAAUGAAUCAUUUUUAUCGGACUACAAACGUUUUGGUGUAGAAGAUCCUUUUGUUCAACAAUUUACAGAACGUUUGAGUCGACGUGAUAUGUUACCACGCCGCCAACAACGGAAACAGCAAUACCCUAGUGAGGCACAACAUGACUUAAGAGAUUACUCCAAAUACGAAUCCUUCCCGGAAUCGUCUACAAACGGCGAAGGGAAGCUUCUACGCACGUUGAGACCAAACAAGUUACACAUAGAGCCGAGAAGUGUGUGGAAGAAUGCCGCGUUUCGUUAUCCCGGUUUGGCAAGCAGUGACAUUAGCGCGAAUCAACCAACUCGUAUGCCUACAAGUAUAUCAAAAGUUAUAGAACAACGUGCCAAAAGUCGCUCAAAACACAUGUCGACCCAGCUGAUACCGCAGGAGGAGGCGAAUGUGACAAUUCUCAACGAACCCACAACUAGUCGUGCGAAUGCGCAAUUACAAUUUCCACCUGGCAAAAUUGGCAUCGUUGUAUGUCCUUGCGGUUGUGGUAAGCCCUCGAAAAUCUAUGGCACAAGAGAGGAUAUUGAGCGCAUUAGAAAAGCGGGACACGUUUGUAUUGCAAAGCGGAGUGCACAACUGCGGAAUAAACACCUCAGACCUUUGGCAUCGGUUGUGCAGUUGGAGGAGGCAGAUGAGGGAGAUGAGGAUAUGGCGUAGUGUUGUUUUGAAUUUGGGAAUAUUUAUUUUUAUAACAUUGUAUAUAUAUACAUAUAUGGAUAUAAUAAAAUUUUCAUAUAUCUAUAA
Messenger RNA from Ceratitis capitata (Mediterranean fruit fly), 3646 nucleotides. RefSeq lists its product as uncharacterized. The transcript is spliced from 12 exons. The record is from RefSeq and is a predicted model, not a curated record. Bases 218 to 3559 code for a protein of 1113 amino acids. Lineage: Eukaryota; Metazoa; Arthropoda; Insecta; Diptera; Tephritidae. Gene Ontology annotation, cellular component: membrane.